AUGCGGCGCCUGUCUCGCCGCCUGGUGCUGCCGAUCUUCGGGGUGCUCUGGAUCACCGUACUGCUGUUCUUCUGGGUAAACAAGAACAAGUUGGAGGUGUCGAAGGUACCUGAAGUGCAGCCCACCAAGAUCUUGGAUGCUGACUGGGAUGACCUGUGGGACCAGUUCGAUGAGCGGCGGUAUCUGAAUGCCAAAAAGUGGCGCGUGGGUGACGAUCCCUAUAAGCUGUAUGCUUUCAACCAGCGGGAGAGCGAGCGGAUCGCCAGCAACCGGGCCAUCCCGGAUACUCGCCAUCUGAGGUGCACGCUGCUGAUGUACUGCAGGGACCUGCCUCCCACCAGCAUCAUCAUCACCUUCCACAACGAGGCCCGCUCCACCCUGCUCAGGACCAUCCGCAGCGUAUUAAACCGCACCCCUAUGAAUCUGAUCAAGGAAAUCAUAUUAGUGGAUGACUUCAGCAAUGACCCUGGUGACUGCGAAGAGCUCAUCAAGCUGCCCAAGGUGAAAUGCCUACGCAAUGACCAGCGGCAAGGUCUGGUCCGGUCCCGGAUCCGAGGCGCUGAUGUUGCCCAGGGCACCACUCUGACUUUCCUCGACAGCCACUGUGAGGUGAACAGGGACUGGCUCCAGCCACUGCUGCACAGGGUCAAAGAAGACUACACGCGGGUGGUGUGCCCCGUGAUCGAUAUCAUCAACCUGGACACCUUCAGCUACAUCGAGUCGGCCACGGAGCUCAGGGGGGGGUUUGACUGGAGCCUCCACUUCCAAUGGGAGCAGCUCUCCCCAGAACAGAAGGCUCAGCGCCUGGACCCCUCGGAGCCCAUUAGGACUCCCAUCAUAGCUGGAGGGCUCUUCGUGAUGGACAAAUCCUGGUUCAAUUACCUGGGGAAGUAUGACAUGGACAUGGACAUCUGGGGUGGGGAGAACUUUGAAAUGUCCUUCAGAGUGUGGAUGUGUGGGGGCAGCCUAGAGAUCGUCCCCUGCAGCCGAGUGGGACACGUCUUCCGGAAGAAGCACCCAUACGUUUUCCCGGACGGAAACGCCAACACGUAUAUAAAGAACACCAAACGGACAGCUGAAGUGUGGAUGGAUGAAUACAAGCAGUACUUUUAUGCUGCCCGGCCGUUUGCCCUGGAGAGGCCCUUCGGAGACAUUGAGAGCAGAUUGGACCUGAGGAGGAAUCUGCGGUGCCAGAGCUUCAAGUGGUACCUGGAGAAUGUCUACCCAGAACUCAGAGUCCCCAAGGAUUCCUCCAUCCAGAAGGGCAAUAUCCGACAGCGGCAGAAGUGCCUGGAGUCUCAAAGGCAGAAAAACCAGGAGAUCUCCAACCUCAAGUUGAGGCCCUGUGUCAAGAUCAAAGGCGAGGAUGCCAAGUCCCAGAUCUGGGCCUUCACAUACACCCAGCAGAUCAUCCAGGAAGAGCUGUGCCUGUCCGUCAUCACCUUCUUCCCUGGAGCCCCGGUGGUUCUCGUCCUUUGCAAGAAUGGAGAUGACAAACAGCAAUGGACCAAGACUGGCUCCCGCAUCGAGCACAUGGCCUCUCACCUCUGCCUAGACACAGACAUGUUUGGUGAUGGCACUGAGAACGACAGGGAAGUCGUUGUCAACCCGUGCGAGUCCUCACUCAUGAGCCAGCACUGGGACAUGGAGAGCCAUUGA
This is a messenger RNA of Eptesicus fuscus (big brown bat), 1659 nucleotides long. It is a transcript of the gene GALNT14, whose product is annotated as polypeptide N-acetylgalactosaminyltransferase 14. Bases 1 to 1659 code for a protein of 552 amino acids. The record is from RefSeq and is a predicted model, not a curated record. The transcript has 15 exons. NCBI's taxonomy places the organism in Eukaryota, Metazoa, Chordata, Mammalia, Chiroptera, Vespertilionidae. Gene Ontology annotation, cellular component: Golgi apparatus.